AUGUCUGCUUUUCUGCAUCACUGCCCCUUCUUGAAGUCCACUCCAGGCCCUUCUCUAAGGAAUGUGGCAGCGUGCUUUGGAUUGGCUGACCAAUGUCCAAUCAUUGUCCGCCAGAUCUCUGUAAAACCCACCCAGUCCUCUGAGGAAAAAGGCCUCCUCUCUCAUAAGGAGCCAAAGCGGCAGUUGGUGACCACAGCCACUCAGGUGGCGAUCUCCAUGUCCCAGAGCUGUCCCUUUAUUUCCUCUAAGAUUGGACUAGUUAAAGCCAGUCCACAAGUGCAGGAGGAUGUCCAGCCCAAUCUUGAGAAUCAAGAUAACUCUGCCAGACCCAGUUUCAACUACGAUGACUUCUUCACUCAGAAGAUUGUGGAAAAGAAGAAUGACCAUACUUACCGUAUCUUUAAGACGGUGAACCGUUUUGCAGAGGUUUUCCCUUUUGCUGAGGACUAUUCCAUCCCUGGACGCUUGGGCUCCCAGGUGUCUGUAUGGUGCAGUAAUGAUUACCUGGGCAUGAGUCGACAUCCCCGCAUUGUCAAGGCCAUAGGAGAGGCUUUGCAGAAGCAUGGUGCAGGAGCAGGUGGCACCCGAAAUAUCUCUGGGACGAGUAACUAUCAUGUGGCCCUGGAGAGUGAACUGGCCCAUCUACACCAGAAAGAUGGAGCACUGGUCUUUUCUUCCUGCUUUGUAGCCAAUGAUUCCACCCUCUUUACUUUGGCUAAAAUGCUCCCAGGCUGUGAGAUCUACUCAGACAUGGGUAAUCAUGCCUCCAUGAUCCAGGGCAUCAGGAACAGUGGGGCCAAACGCUUCAUUUUCCGACACAAUGAUGCCAGUCAUCUGGAGGAGCUGCUCAGCCGCUCAGAUCCACUCACACCCAAAAUCGUGGCUUUUGAGACUGUUCAUUCAAUGGAUGGUGCAAUUUGCCCUCUAGAAGAGCUAUGUGACGUAGCACAUAAAUAUGGAGCUCUGACUUUUGUGGAUGAGGUCCAUGCUGUCGGACUGUAUGGGGCUCACGGAGCAGGUGUAGGAGAGAGAGACAACGUCAUGCACAAGAUCGAUAUUGUCUCUGGAACUCUGGGUAAGGCAUUUGGCUGUGUGGGUGGUUACAUAGCCAGCACUGCUGCCCUGGUGGACACUGUGCGCUCCUACGCCGCCGGUUUUAUCUUCACUACCUCCUUGCCUCCCAUGGUGCUGGCGGGGGCUCUGGAAUCGGUGCGUGUGCUGAAGAGCCCAGAAGGCCAAGCUUUGCGCAGAGCCCAUCAGAGAAACGUCAAACACAUGAGACAGCUGCUGCUGGACGCUGGACUGCCUGUGGUCAACUGCCCUAGCCACAUCAUUCCCAUUCGGGUCAAGUGCAUUUAA
Sinocyclocheilus rhinocerous is the source of this 1359-nucleotide messenger RNA. Its product is annotated as 5-aminolevulinate synthase, erythroid-specific, mitochondrial-like. Gene Ontology annotation, biological process: erythrocyte development; heme biosynthetic process; hemoglobin biosynthetic process. Gene Ontology annotation, cellular component: mitochondrial matrix; mitochondrion. Gene Ontology annotation, molecular function: 5-aminolevulinate synthase activity; pyridoxal phosphate binding. The transcript is spliced from 8 exons. Lineage: Eukaryota; Metazoa; Chordata; Actinopteri; Cypriniformes; Cyprinidae. Bases 1 to 1359 code for a protein of 452 amino acids. The record is from RefSeq and is a predicted model, not a curated record.